This is a messenger RNA of Lodderomyces orthopsilosis Co 90-125, 987 nucleotides long. It is a transcript of the gene FEN1, whose product is annotated as fatty acid elongase. Lineage: Eukaryota; Fungi; Ascomycota; Pichiomycetes; Serinales; Debaryomycetaceae. The record is from RefSeq and is a predicted model, not a curated record. The coding region runs from base 1 to 987 and encodes 328 amino acids. Gene Ontology annotation, biological process: sphingolipid biosynthetic process; fatty acid elongation, polyunsaturated fatty acid; very long-chain fatty acid biosynthetic process. Gene Ontology annotation, cellular component: endoplasmic reticulum membrane. Gene Ontology annotation, molecular function: fatty acid elongase activity. The transcript has a single exon.
AUGGCUUUUACUUGGGAUACACCAUUUGGCGUCAAAUUAUGGCCCAUCUUUAAUGAGUUAGUAUCUACUGCAACUGGGGGCAAAUUUAUCCCUGCCGAGUUUCGCUUUGUGCAAGGGGAGUUGCCGCUUUCAACUUUGCACCCAGUGUUGUUGUCCAUCGCUAGUUACUACAUUGCCAUUUUUGGCGGUAAUUAUUUAUUCAAGAAACUCCAAAUCAAACCAUUUGUGCUAAAUGGGUUAUUCCAAAUUCACAACUUGUUCUUGACUAGUUUAUCAUUGACUUUGUUGACAUUAAUGGUUGAGCAAUUAGUGCCCAUAAUUUACCAUCAUGGAUUGUUUUAUGCCAUUUGCUCACCAAAAGCAUGGACCCAGGAGCUCGUCUGCUUAUACUAUUUAAACUACUUGACCAAGUUUGUUGAGUUUAUUGACACUGUCUUCUUGGUGGUGAAGCAAAAGAAAUUGACAUUUUUGCACACCUAUCAUCAUGGUGCCACUGCUUUACUUUGCUACACCCAAUUGAUUGGUGACACUUCCAUCUCAUGGGUUCCAAUUUCAUUAAAUUUGGGUGUGCAUGUUGUUAUGUACUGGUACUAUUUCCUUGCUGCUAGAGGAAUCAGAGUUUGGUGGAAGGAAUGGGUGACUCGUUUCCAAAUUAUUCAAUUUGUCUUGGAUUUAGGAUUUGUUUACUUCGCCACUUAUCAAAAGCUUGUGCUCCACUUCUUGCCAAACUAUACUGAUAUUCUCCCAGUUUGUGGCGAUUGUGCAGGUAACUUAUACUCUGCUUAUUCCGGUUGUGCUAUUUUAUCCUCCUACUUGGUGUUAUUUAUUGCGUUCUAUAUUGACGUUUACAGAAGAAAGUCAUCAAAAAAGAGUAAAAUUGUUAAAGCUGUUCACGGGGGUGUUGCUGCUCAAGUGAAUGAAUAUGUUUACGUCACUGGUAGAGAAGCCACUCCAGUUCCAGAAGAGAAAGUGCGUUCUAGAAAAUAG